GACGCGUCGGAUAUGGGAGCGCGGCGUGGGAUCGGGGGGUGCUCCGCGGGAGGGAUUGCGCGCCCCUGAAGGGGGGGACCGGGCUCUGAACUGUGGACGUGGAUGCGACUGCGGAUGUGACUGUGGAUGUGGAGGAAACCCACGAAGAUGCGCUCGAGCCGCGGCUUCAUUCUGCUGCUCCUCAACGGGACAGCCUGCAUGCUGGCUCUCGGACAAGAAGACCCCUCCCCAAGCUACAAAAGCCCGCCAAGCGAGCAGCCCAAGUCGAUGGGAGUCCUGGAUGGACCGACCCUUUCUCCACUGAGUCGCUGGAUGCUGCAAACCAAGAGCCGGGCGGCCAACACCACAGCGCUGGAGCUGCCCUACCGCUCUCCAGUCCCCUUCUCUAAGCAGGAAUUCUGGGAGAUGCUGGGCAGUGACCUGCGGCCAGACUCCAGUGCUUCACGAGUCAAGCGUCGCCCCAUUGUCAAGACAGGCAAAUUCAAGAAGAUGUUUGGAUGGGGAGACUUCUACUCCAACAUCAAGACAGUACGGCUCAACCUGUUGAUUACAGGUAAGAUUGUGGACCAUGGCAAUGGUACCUUCAGUGUGUACUUCCGGCACAACUCCACAGGUCAGGGGAACAUCUCUGUUAGCCUGGUGCCACCUGUGAAGGCCGUGGAGUUCGAUCUGGAGCGCCAGAGUGUAGUUUACCCUAAGGACUCCAAGAUCUUCAACUGUCGGGUGGACUAUGAGAAGGUAGACCGCAACAAGAAGACGUCCCUGUGUAACUAUGACCCAUCCAAGACCUGCUUCCAGGAGCAGACACAGAGCCACGUCUCCUGGAUUUGCUCCAAACCCUUCAAGGUCAUCUGCAUCUACAUCUCCUUCUACAGCACGGACUAUCGCCUGGUCCAGAAGGUCUGCCCAGACUACAACUACCACAAUGAGAUGCCCUACCUGCCCUCGGGGUAGGGACAGACAGCAGGCAUGUCACUGUGGGUGGGAACAGGUCACGAGAGUGCAGGGAAAGGCACCGUAAUGGCCAAAUGGACCACGGAAAGUAAAAUAUAGAAAAAGGGAAUCUGAGACAUGAACUCUGGGAAGAGGACUUUAAGAAGAGGGUUACCCUUAAAACUUUACAAAAAACAUGACUGCGCAUUUCAUGUUAACCAAAAUUAUUUCCAUAUUAUUUACCACUUAUUAUUUAACAUGGAUCCCAGCUAUCAGACCAUUAAUCUGUAUUUUCCCUCCAUACUAUUCCAUCCAUACAGCUUAAUUUCUUUCUUCCCCCAGAACACUAUCUAAACAUAUUUUUGUAAAUGUUUCAUUUGAUGUUAACUCUACUGUACCACUCAUAUCACCGCAAUCCUACGUCACCUGCGCAUCCGUGCAGUUUGAGAAAUGCACCAACAUGCAUUAAAAAACAUAAGCAAUUUCUUAUAGCAGACAUUGUGUUAAAAAAAUAAGUCACCUCCCCUCCUGCUCACAGCAUAUCAAGCCAGAUUCCAUACACAGUGAGGUAAGUCUGUGAAAUCAAGUUCUGCAACGGUUGUGUCGGCCACGCUGUAGGAAUACCAAGGGAAAUGGAUACAGUCUCAGAUAAAGUGCCAGGCCUCUUUUUCGGCUCUCUGAUGCAACAAUCCGCUCCCGCAACCAGCUGGCGGGCUGGCCGGCCAGCUCCGCGCUACUGGAAGCCCAGCGCGCAGCUUUCGAUAAUAGCUUGACCAUUCAGAUCUGCCCCUCUCCUCGUUUACCCCCCGGCCAAGACCGAUUUCUCACGGUCGCCUGCCGGAGAGUACAGCUUUCGAAAGGCGGACGGCCACUCUGCAGGGAACGCCAAAGAACGUGUGUCCAUCGAAUGGCUGGUUUGUUCCCUCCCGCUCCCACCUUCCCCUCCGCCACGCCGCGCACCGCACGCUGGAAUGGCUCUGAAAGCUGCCCGAAUUGAAAAGGGGAAGGAGACGGCGAUGUGGAGCAGAGCUGCGUGACUCCUCCAUCGCGGUUUCAAGAGCAUCAGUGAUGCAGGAGUGAACAGGAAAUCUUCUUCAUGGCACCAUAAACACUUGAUUUGCAAGGGGCCCAAAUUGUGACAAAUAACAAAUGUAUUCAUUUAUGUCA
Messenger RNA from Scleropages formosus (Asian bonytongue), 2100 nucleotides. Its product is annotated as neurexophilin-1. Lineage: Eukaryota; Metazoa; Chordata; Actinopteri; Osteoglossiformes; Osteoglossidae. The record is from RefSeq and is a predicted model, not a curated record. The transcript has 2 exons. Bases 127 to 954 code for a protein of 275 amino acids. Gene Ontology annotation, molecular function: signaling receptor binding.